Molecule: messenger RNA, 2350 nt
Organism: Mercurialis annua (annual mercury)
Lineage: Eukaryota; Viridiplantae; Streptophyta; Magnoliopsida; Malpighiales; Euphorbiaceae
Product: zinc finger BED domain-containing protein RICESLEEPER 2-like
Exons: 2
Coding region: 4-1464 (486 amino acids)
Molecular function (GO): protein dimerization activity; DNA binding
Source: RefSeq, a predicted model, not a curated record
UACAUGUGUGUUACAUGUCACUGGAUUGAUAGUGAGUGGAAGCUGCAUAAAAGAAUUAUCUCUUUUGUUCCAGUUUGUGGUCAUAAGGGUGAUUAUAUUUCUAAAACUUUAGAAAAUUGUUUGCUUCAGUGGGGUUUAAAGAAUGUUUUUACUGUGACAAUGGAUAAUGCUGGCAGCAAUGGCACAGCUAUUGCUGCAUUUAAGAAAAAGAUGAUUGUUUGGGGCACUGAUGUAUCUAAAUGCCAGUAUUUGCAUAUGAGGUGCAUAGCUCAUGUGCUUAAUUUAGUUGUUUCUGAUGGUUUAAAAGAAAUGAACUUGUCAGUUAAGAAGGUUAGGGACUGCAUCAGAUACAUUAGGAACAGUCCUUCUAGGCUUAAAAGAUUUAAUGACCUUGCUGCUGAAGCUAACCUUGGUACAAAAAAGUCCCUUUGUCUUGAUGUCCCUACAAGGUGGAAUUCCACCUACUUAAUGCUUGAUACUGCUUGCUUAUUGAAGUCAGUUUUUGAUAGUUAUGAGGAAGUUGAUGAAAAUUUUAGAUCUGAUAUGGCUGAAAAUAUUCCUGGUUUUCUUGAUUGGCAAAUGAUUAAGAAGUUUGCUACUUGCUUGUCAUAUUUCUAUACCACAACAUUGCGUAUUUCUGGAUCCUUAUAUGUGACAUCUAACCUGCAUUUUCUAGAAAUAUGUGAUUUAUCUGUGUUGUUGGAUGAAAUGAUUUCAAGUGAAGAUUUUGAAAUUAGCCAAAUGGGCAAGAGAAUGAGGGAAAAGUUCAACAAGUACUGGGGUGACCCUCACAAGAUAAACAAAUUGAUUUUCUUUUCACAUAUUUUUGAUCCCACUUCAAAACUGAAUGAUCUGUUGUUUUCUUUAUCCAAUUUGUUUGGUGCUGAGCAUGGUCCUCUUCUGUUUGAUACUAUAAAGUCUGAGCUAACAGUUUUAUUUGAUGAGUAUCAAACUGGCUAUGUGAAUGGGGGUGCAUCUGGAAGCUUUCAGUCUGUUGGCCUUAGUCAGCCUGGUGCUGUUGUUGAUUCUGCUCAAAUGCCAAUCCUGCCACCUCCUGCUAAAAAACAUACUUCAUUGAUGAAGGCAAAAUUCAAUGAAUUUAAUAAGGAGAAUAAUACCAUGGGCAGCAAGAAAUCUGAGUUGGAAGUCUACCUGAGUGAAGCCCCGGUUGAUAAUGAUGACGGUUUUGAUAUUUUGAAGUGGUGGAAGCUGAACUCAGGUCGUUUUCCAAUCCUUUCGAGGAUGGCUCGAGAUAUACUUGCUGUCCCUAUCUCCACUGUUGCCUCUGAAUCUGCAUUUAGCACAUCUGGCAGGGUGCUUGAUUGUUUUAGGAGUUCUUUAACUCCAAAGUUGGUGGAAGCGCUGGUGUGUACUCAGGAUUGGCUCCGGGCAGAAACAACCCCUCUAGUGAUUGAGGAAUGCCUUGAUGAGCUUGAACCAUUUGAAAAAGAUUUGCCAAACUGAUGGAGUCCUUGAAGUUGGAUUCUCAGAUUUUUGUAUUUUGUUGGUGGAUGGAAGCAAAUGAAAUGGCAUGUAAUGCCUGUUCUGCUCACCCAAAGUUGUGCCUGAAUGCCUGUUUUGUUCCUGUGUGAGACUUUGCUUAAGAAUUUGAAGCUGCAUUCUGAAAACUGAAAGGACUAAAAGGUGGAAGCAAGUAAACCUUUACUGUUUUAAAUUUCAUUUUGAAGUUUUAAAUUGCAUUUAAACACUUAUAUUUCAUUUUUAAUUUUGCCUAUUAAACUUAUAAGUGUUAACUGUUUUCUAAAUGAUUUUUUCAUUCAUUUUUCAUCUGGUUUUGAAACUGCUUUCUGUAACUUGUAACUUGUAAGCUCUAUUUGAACUGCUUACUUUUAAAGUCUUUUUAGGUUCAAUUUCAAUAUAUUUUUUUAUAAGCAUUUGUUUGGGCAAUGAUGAAGCUUCCACCACUUCAAAAACUGACAUAAUAAGGCCUUCCGAUUUGCAUGAGAUGGCUCUUUUUAUUUGUAGCAACCGUGCGAACUGGAUCGCCUUAUAAUGAUAUGAAAAUAUUCCAUUCUGAGCCCCUGUUUUUCAAACUUUUUAAGCCUCCCUGAAUUUUUAAGUUAACUAUAUUUAAAAAUGAUUCUUCUUCUAUUCAUGUUUCUUCUCCAUUGUGUUUGUGUACAAUCUCCAGGAUUAUAAUCCUGUUUAUGCUCCUCCUAUUCCUGCUGCUGAUUGAUGCUGCUGGAUGCCUGAAAUGGCUUUUGAUUGAACUGCUUGAAUUUUUGUAUUCAGUUCAUUAUACUUAGUUCAUUUUGUAGUCUAUUUUUUGGACUUUUGAUGAUUGGUAUUCAGGAACACAAAUAUUUUUUGGACUUUUGGUGAUGUUAUU